Molecule: messenger RNA, 2237 nt
Organism: Dioscorea cayenensis subsp. rotundata (Guinea yam)
Lineage: Eukaryota; Viridiplantae; Streptophyta; Magnoliopsida; Dioscoreales; Dioscoreaceae
Product: vitellogenin-2-like
Exons: 10
Coding region: 81-1925 (614 amino acids)
Molecular function (GO): microtubule binding
Source: RefSeq, a predicted model, not a curated record
ACCACCUUCUCUUCCCUCAAAACUCCAACGUCUCUCUCUCCUUCUUCUUCGAAACACUACUCCAGAUCCAGAGGGCAUUCAUGGAGAGCAUCACUCUCAUCGACGUCUCCUCCGAGAACGAUCUCCUCAUCUCAUCCCCAUCUCAAGGUUUGUUGACAAAUAUUGAGGGGCCUGGUUACUCGCAUUCGGGGAGUGACAAAUUGAAAGCUAGUGCCAAUUCUAGGGAAAUGAGUGAAGAAAAACUGCAAGUCCCCGAGUUAUCAGCUUCUCCCAAGCAGAAGCGAGGAUCAUCUAAGUGUAAUUUGCGUAAAAGCCUAGCAUGGGACACUGCAUUUUUUACAAAUGAAGGAGUGCUGAAUCAUGAGGAGUUGGCAAUUGUUAAUAGCACUUUUAAGAAGGCUGAAGCAGAUAAACUACCUAGUAUUCAAGAAGAUUCAAGAAACUCGAUGGACUCGAGCACUACAUUAGAGAGUGAUGUUUGGGAAUUAGAAAACCUUGAAGUAGAUUUAUUUGAGAAUGUGCGUGCUUCCAUUCAGAGGUCUGUGGGUAAACUUGGUAAACCUUCGAGUGUAUUACCCUCAACCAAGCCUACUUAUCUUGGAAAGCUAGCUACAUCACAGCAUCAGUCAUCAAACAUGGCUGAAAUUUCUUCUCGUCUUAAGAUGAAGCCACCUACUGCUUGUAAAAGAAUAGUUAACAGUAAGCAAGCAGCAGCUAAUACUACUAAAGUUACUCUCUGUCCCAUGCAAGUGGUUACUGCUGGGCAAAAAGACAUGAAGCCAUCAAUAAGGCCACCUAGAAGUGCAUCCAGAGCCACAACUGUGCCAACACCACCCAACAAGAAGGUUUCUACAUCUGUAGUCACACAAAUGGAAAGUAACAACAUCAAAAGUCUACCUGGGAAAAUUCUUAAUCAGCAAACUCUUGUAGCAAAGAAAAUUGCUGGAGAUUCAUGCAGCACUAGUUUCUCUGGCUCACUAGGCAAAUCUCCCAUGAAGACCACAAGAAAAAAAGGAAAUAUUCCUGACUGUUUAUCCAGCACAACUCCCAAAUCUCCUUUGAAAACAUCUAGGACUAAAAUUGAGUCCAGGAAUGCUAUUAAACCUCCAGCAAUGCCAAAGUCCAGACUCAGGGUUUCUUCUAGUGUAUCUCCCCAAAGUUCUGUGGAUAGUUGGACUUCAGAAUCUUCUUUAGCAGCCUCCACAUUUAUCAAACACAGUCACUCAUCCGGAAGUCCUGAUGCUGAUUCUUCAUCUUCUUCAUCACCUUCCUUUAAAGUCACUUUUGAUAUUGAUGCGAUGCAGCCACAAGAGCUGGGAAAGCCACCAAUUGAUAAGCCUUAUAUUACAAAAGAAAUUACUGGAACAAUUCCACAAAGCCAAAUUACUACUGAACAGCCUACCAGAACACAAGUGUCAGUCAAAUCCUUCAUUGGAGAUAACUCUACAAGAAACAUCAGGCGUAGCUCUGAAGUGAAUAAUGCCAAACCGUCUGGGCUUCGGCUGCCUACUCCGAAGAUCGGAUACUUUGAUCCUGGGCAAUCUCUUUUACAAAAUCCCAGUAGAUAUUCACUUAAUGCCACAAGAAAAUACUUGCCGAAGAACACCUCUGUGGACAGCAAUACCAUCGGGGCAAGAAAGCUAGACUCUGGGAUGUGUGACCCGACUGGAAAAGAUUCAAAACCAAGCAAUCAAACUAACAAAGAGGAUGCAUGUUUGAAGGAUUCAAUUUUGUUCAAAGAAGCUAGCAUGGAAAAUGAUCUGUGUUCAUCUCUGAGAAGCUCAGGGAAGGAAAAUUUUUCAUAUCAAGAUCAAGAUGUCGUUAAGGUAAAAUCAGAACUCUUAGAACAAAAGCUCUCUUCUCUUAGCCUUUUUGAUGAGAAAGAUUUGAAUUUGAAUUUGGAUUUAGUGUCAUCUUCCACAUAGACAACCAUAUAUUACUUUUGUUGAGGGGCUGUUAAAAAUACUGGGUCUGCUUGUUUUUUGCACAUUGAGUUUUACAUUGUGUAAGAAUUCUGCAGAGAAGAAUAGUUGAGUCCUUGGAAUGUAGCUAUACAGAUAUGUCAGAUAAUAAGAAUUCCUAGUGCCUGGAAGCAAUUGGCGAAAAUAAGAAGUCUUAGUAAAUGAUAAGCAAGAUUGAUUGACAUGUUUACAAGAACAAUAUCAGGUUUCUCUUUUUUUAAAUUUUUUUUGUGGAACAGUAUUUGUGGUAAACAAGGCAAGAAUGAUUUGGCCGUA